CGUCAGCGCCCAGUCGUCGGAUGAGACACAUUUGCGAUGUUAAAUAUGCUGAUUUUGACAAUAUACGCGACGCUCUCUGGCAUUAGCGGCACGGUGACACGCGCCGUGGAUGCGCGGCGCUCGAUCGGGUAGUUUAAUGCGGUUGUUAGUGCGGAGCGUUGCGGGUUUUUGAAGGAUCUGCGCGAGGGAGAAAGACCCCCACUCUCCGCGCACGCGCCUGACUCUUGUAAACAGAGACGCGCACGAGACCAGCCGGACAAAAGGCCUCGUGAGCGACGCGCGGCAGGUGACGCGACGCGCGGAGGGUUAAAUAUAACAACAGAAGAUGAGCACGUUAAAGGACGCAUCCGGACCCUCGAGGACAAAACAAAGACCAACGCGAGUUUUAGGGUAUUAACGCGCGACUGAAGCGAGUGUGUUCAUCCGCGUCCGUUAGUCUGCCAUCUAUUUACAUUUUUUUUAAUCUAAUUUAAUUUAUCCCGCUUUAUUGGUGGUGGUGUUGUUUCGCGAUCUUUGUCCCGGGAUAAACGGGGCAUGUCAUUCACGAUGGAGGAUACUCUAGAGUCCGGCUGGGUUUCGGUGCGACCGAAUGUUUUUGAGGAGAAAGAAAAGCACAAGUUCGUCUUCAUCGUCGCGUGGAACGACAUUGAGGGAAAGUUCGCCGUCACGUGCCACAACCGAACCGUGCAGAAACGGACCGCAGUACGUGACUCGCUGCUGCUCGAGGCGGCUGAGGGCGAACUGACCGCGGGCAGACAACAGCGUCCCGCCAGCGACAGGCCUCCGUCGAAGAGUCCGGACCGGGAAUCCAGUUCCAGCAGACCGGUGGCGAGAAGUCCGAGCAAAGCGAGCGGAACCGCCAAGAGCGGCGACAUGGAAGUUCCAGACCCGAUCCCCGGUGUGGCGGAUGAAGCACCGGAGGUUCCGGACGGGGAUGACUUCAGCUGGGCCGGACUCUUCUCGUUCCAGGACAUGCGGGCCGCUCACAUGCUGCUGUGCGCCGUCAACUCGGACCUGGAACCGUGUCUGCCCGCCUUCCCCGAGGAGCAGACCGGCGUGUGGUCGGUUCUGUUCGGGGUUCCGGAGAUGAGCGCGCGCGAGAUGGAGGCGCUCUGCUUCCAGCUACAGGUGUAUCUGGGUCACGCGCUCGACACCUGCGGAUGGAAGAUCCUGUCUCAGAUUCUGUUUCCGGACAACGACGAUUCUGAGGAGUAUUACGAGAGUCUGAGUGAGCUCCGACAGAAGGGGUAUGAAGAUGCGCUCCAGAGGAACAAGAGACACCUGCAAGAGUUGUUGGAGCGUCAGCGUGCCGUGGACAGUAUGGUGGAGCUGCUGCAGCUGUACUCUGAACAGGAUGAAGCGUUCAGCGAUCUGGUGGAGGCCACGACUGAACUCUAUCACUAUCUGCUGCAACCAUUCAGAGACAUGAGAGAACUCGCCAUGCUGCGCAGACAACAGAUCAAGAUCUCUCUGGAGACGGAGCACUUGGGUCCACGGCGGGUGGAGUCUCUUCGUCGUGAGGAUGAUGAUUGGCAGAGGAAGGCUCAUAUGGCUGUGCUGUCCAUACAGGAUCUGACGGUUAAAUACUUCGAGACCACGGCACGAGCGCAGAAGGUGAUGUACGAGCGCAUGCGUGCUGACCAGAGGAAGUUUGGUAAAGCUGCGUGGGGAGCUGCAGUGGAGCGCAUGGAGAAACUACAGUACGCCGUUUCAAAGGAAACACUUCAACUGAUGCGGGCCAAAGAGAUUUGUUUGGAACAGAGAAAACAUGGACUUAGAGAGGAGAUGCAGGGUCUGCAGGGUGGAGAGGACGCAAUGGUGCGAUUGGACCAGUUGGAGGCGCUGUACUACGAGCUUCAGCUGCAGCUCUAUGAGAUCCAGUUUGAGAUCCUGAAGUAUGAAGAGCUGCUGUUGACUGCACAGCUGCAGAGUCUGCGCAGACAGAUGAGCGAGAGACAGGAGGAAGUGGUGUACUACGACACGUAUGAGAGCCCCGACGCCAUGAAGGCCACCGACGACCCCGCGACCCCACUGACCUCGCCUAGAGAUGAUGUCACCAAGUUACAGCAGAGGACUCGCCAACUGGAGGCCAGGAGAGGCCGCAUCACCGCCAAGAAAGCCUACCUCAAAAACAAGAAGGAAAUCUGCAUCAUUAAUCACACACAGAAUCUAGAGCACCGGCAGACGGACUGCGUUUCCCAGCAGGCUCUGCGGCAGGUUGAAGAGGAGGAGGAAGAGCAGCGCAUCUCUCGAGUCAGUCAGGAGAGACAGAGAACUCUAGAUCGACUGCGCAGCUUCAAACAGCGUUACCCAGGUCAGGUGACUCUGAAAUCCACACGCCUGCGAUUGGCGUACUCCCGAAAGAAAACCGGUCCGGCCCAAACCACCGCGAGACAGGAGCCGCCACUGACGCAGGCCGCUAGCGUGCAGACGGAAGACGCUCCGGCGCCUUUAGAACAUUCCGCAGGAGUCCUGGAGCUGUGCAGACCCGACAGUUUCCUGUCUCUGCCCACAAUGGGCAUGGCCGCCGCUGAUCCCGCCCCUACGGCCACUGCGCACGCAUCACUUCCUCCUGCCCAAGAGCUCCUGCUGCUGGACUCCUCCACCUCGCCCAUCUCCCCUCCUCCUCCUCCUCCACCCCCACCUCCCCCUCCACCUCCUCCACCCCCUCCCUCUCUAGAGGACAUGCCCGUAGAUGGGCAGUGCCAGUCAAGCAGCCCCCAGCAGCAGCCCAUAGCUGAGAGUCCGCUCGCCCCGUUCUCCGCUCGGUUCUUCGACAGCAGUCAGCUGGAGAACGCCAGGAAGAAGCUGAGGAAGACCUCGUCACUGGAGUCCAACCAAUGGAGGAGAGCGAGCUCUCCGAUGGACGAGGUUUUAGCCAGUCUGAAGCGCGGCAGUUUCCACCUGCGGAAGGCCGAGCUGCGCGUGCUGGCUCCCGAUCCGGACGAGGACGACGGGAAUAACAUUCUGGCUCAGAUCAGGAAGGGUGUGAAGCUGCGUAAAGUGCGGCGACAGGAGCGCGGCGUGAAGGGGAUGAUGCACGAUUCCACCGACCCGCUGACACGCAGCAUCCACGAGGCACUGAGACGCAUUAAAGAGGCUUCACCCGAAUCAGACUCGGAGGACGAGACGCUGCCCUGCACAGACUGGGAGAGCUGAACCGCUGCGUGUGUUCAGUGACACGCGUGAUCUGCAUUACGUCAAUACUGACAGCUGAACACAUUAAUGAAGCAAACAUUCACUGAAUCGGUUUGUGGAGUGUUAUUCCAGUCAUUUAUUUGUUUUGUUUUCUUCUAUUUGUGUCUUUAUAUAUGAUAGCGGGAGGUUGUUUUGUUUCGGUAAAAGCUGGCGAUAUCGAGCGACGGGUCAAGAACAGGUCAUAUUUCACCCCCAAAUCUAAACAAAUUGUCUUAUUAUGAAAACAACGCCUAUUUUUAAGAUCAUUAAAAUGGUUAUGACAAUUAAGCACAUUAAUGUGAAUUGAAAAGUAGCUUAUUUAUACAUUGUGGUCGUUGCUUUUAUUUACGCUGAUUUACUAGAGAUGGACGAUUGUGGGUUUUGCCGAUACCGAUAUCUACGGGGGUCACAUGGGCCGAUAACCGAUUAAUGGGCGAUCGUUUCUAAAAUCAAUUUAUAGUGUUAAGAAUAUUUUUUAUGCUUUCCAAUACGACGACGGGCACAGACAGUUAUACAUAUAACCAAGCCCAGAAUACUCUUAUUUCAGGACUCUUAUUUUGAAAUGACGGAGAAUUGGCUCUAUUUACCAAAUAAAAUUUUAUCGCUUUUAUUUGCCAGACUGAGGAUUUUAUAUAUCACCAGGUGAGGUUUUAUAUUAUUAUUCACACGAUGUUCGUGCUGGGAACGUUUCUAUAUAGUCACAUUUUUAUUUGCGUGCUCUCGCUUCAAUUUAUAAAAAUGUAUUUUACGUAAUCAAAAUAACAAAAUGUGCAUAAUGGAUACAAAUAUGGUUGAAUAUUUCUCAGAUUAAAUCCCCACGAGGUGUCAGUGAUUGAUUUUAUUUCACUUCUUGAGGUGGCUGUUAUACUGUAGGAGUACAAAAUAAUAAAUCAAUAAAAACUAUCGGCACCGAUUAAUCGGUCUACGGCUAUUGAUUACUACAGAAAUUAAUUUCGACUCGUUCCUCCUUUAAAAAAGCUCAACUUGAGGUUCCAGUGAGACAUGAUGGAAGUGAAUGCGGUCGAUCUGUAACGUUGAAAUACUCACCGUUUAGUGUAGACGGAUAAUUUGGGUUUUACCGAUUAAUCGUGCCGAUAGUUAUCGACAAAUUCUUUGAUGAUAGUUUAAGAUGUUUUUUAUAUUUAUUCCUCAUCAAUAAACCUCAUAUGUGAAAUAUAUCAGCUAUAAAAGCUUAAUUUGUUAAAUACUUACAUAAAGAGCAUUAUAAGGGACCCAAGUGUCUGUCAUUUAUAAAAUAAAAGUCCCUGAUGUAUUUUGGGCUUCUUUAUAAUUAAAAGUCCCUCGUUAUACACAAAAUCGUAAUUCUCCCGAUUAUUAUUAUUAUUAUUAUUUGAUUUUUUUGUUGCACGAUAAACUUCUUUUGGGAUUUUAUUCAUGUUAGUCUCUUGUAGACUCGAUGUCGGCGCACGUCAUAGCAAGAAAAUAUUACGAAAUCUAUCAAACUAAUUUUUAAAAACUAUCGGCCGAUUAAUCGGUUAUCGGCCUUUUCCACCAGCUUAGUUAUCGUAACGGAAAAUCCACUAUCAGCCACAAGAUGUAAACAAUAUGUGUGUUAACAUGAUUUUAAUGUCAUAAAAUCACUUACCGCAUCUGUGUAACGUUAUCUCCAUGACGACAAAUCGCUAUAAUCACGAUAUUACACUUACAAAUAUUGAAUAUAACUUGACACAGAAAGGGUUAGAGAGCAGUUUUUAUAACUCCUGUAUACGGAUUGCCCCCAUUCACUUCCAUUGGAGUAACCCAGAUUAUUUUUAUUUUUUAUUUUUUAGAAAUGUUUUUGUAGCAAUCAAAUGCUGUCGAUUGAGCUUAACUUGUACCAAACCUGGAAUAUUCCUUUAAUAAUUUAUGAAAAUAAUAAUUUGUAUAAUUAUUUGUGCUUAAUAAGCGGUCUCUGACGCUUUCUGCCUGUCAAUCAUGUCGCUCGUUCACACAGUAUUGCAGCUGCAGGGAAUUAUUGAGGCUUAAUGCCAUUUUUAUGCCAUGUAGUUCAUAACAGUUGCCAGUGGAGGGCGCUGUUUUACUGCUGUUGUGUUUAUAACCAUUCCUGCUCGAUGUCGGUCUCAAUAAAGCUUGUUUGGUAUCUUUAGAGGGCGGGACUUAUGGAAAAGGGGGCGUGGCUAAUUCAACAGCUCAUCUUGAUAGCUUGAGGAUAUUCUAGAACGGCUGAAAUCGCUUACAGCGAAAAAAAUUUUCAUUGUGCAAAUUAUACAAAUUUCUUGUUGGGGUGAAAUAUGAUCUACAGUUCAACACGUCAGUUACACGCGUGUCGACAUCGCCCAGUGUUUUACCACAAUCAUCGUUUUGAUUUUAAGGUCUGUUAAAUUGUAUCUGCUUGUAGAGUUUCUUUGUUUAGCUGCGGUCAAUUCCGUUUGAUCCGAAUUCACUCACGUUACUUGUUACUUUUUUUUGUAAGUUUGCGUAGUUUCUUACAUUUCCAUGUCUAUAGACCAGUGGACGCCUGUGUUUGUUUGACUGUACAUCAACUCAUCCAGCACUGAAACGCCUUUGAGAUCUGUUUCCUUCCGCGAGCUGAUUGGACAGUCUGUCACUCAUGGUCACGUGCUUUAUCCACUUGUGUUAUGAAGAAUAUGUCAAUAAGGCCACAGUGAGUGUGAUGUGACUCAUUUCACUGUGUCACUGUGACGCUGACACCAUGUUUACUCACAGCUGUACUGUCUGGUGUCGUUGAACGCACCCUGAACACUGUUCUGAUCAAUCUGACCCAAGACCAGCAGAAGGGCACAACAGUUUAAUUUGACGUUUUCAUCACGUGUACUGUAUUUAGCUUUUGAUAUUAUGAUUUAUGUCUUUUAAUUAUAUUAAUUGUCAUACAUGUUCUAUGCAUCAUGUUUCCAGCUGCAUUGCAACAACACUACAGUCCUUAAUUAUUCCACCUUAAAACCGUUAAAGAUGCCGAUACAUGACUGGAGAAGACCCCGAAAACUAGCCAGUCACUAGACAUGUGCAAUAUUAUUAUAAUAGAAACUGAUAUUUUUCAUGUGUAUUAUAUUGUAAUAGACAGCAAAUCCAUCUGCAUGUUUGCCUAAAGGACACAUGUAUUUAUUGAGUUCAAAUAAAUAUUUAAAAAUGUAAAGCAAUAUCAUACAAAUGUAAAAUGUAAUUUUUGAAUCUUCAGUUUUGCUUUUACUCUGCUUUUCCAGCCAUUGUACCUAUUUUAAAUAUGCAUUUUGCCCCCUUACGUAAAUAAAGUAUGAAAAGAAACUGUUUGUUGAGAUGAGUUAAUAAUGUGUCUGAGGUGCAGUGACACGGUCUGACCACUGAGUGACUGUGUGGCGCUAGUGAGCAAUGAGCGGUGGUCAUAGAUAUACAUAUAUAGAUGCCUCAUUAGCAGUAUAAAGGAAAGGCCAUCCAGUGCUUUGACAGAUGUGUUCUGCAACCGUCUUUUACAGCCAACUUUCACAUGAUUUGAUUUGCCAUAAACAGACAAUAUUAGAGAUGACAUUAAAACUUAAAUGUUCAUAUAAAUAAUGUCGACAGUCUGAAGCUUGGAGGAACUAGAGGUCAUAAUGCAACGGGAUAGAUCAUAAACAUCCUAUAAUAGUUAUAAUCAUACAUUUGUUGUUAAACCAUAUAAUACCAAUAGUACACUUAGUAAGUUCCUAUAUCCAUGACUUGGGAUAUUAAACUAUUAAACAAGCUUUAGUCUAUAAUUUAAAGCUGCUGUGAUUGAUUUCAUGGAAAUGGAUGUAAACAUGUUCGUACUCUGAGAUAUUCAUGAAAUAAGUGUGGUGAGAUAUCUCACCGGUCUCUGAGAUGCUCUAGACUCUGUAAACAACAAAUAAAACCGUGUCUGCGGUCUCGUUCUCGCAGUAUUGUAGCUGCAGGGAAUUAUUGAAGCUUAAUGCCAUUUUUAUG
Molecule: messenger RNA, 7074 nt
Organism: Xyrauchen texanus (razorback sucker)
Lineage: Eukaryota; Metazoa; Chordata; Actinopteri; Cypriniformes; Catostomidae
Product: junction-mediating and -regulatory protein-like
Exons: 10
Coding region: 535-3159 (874 amino acids)
Biological process (GO): Arp2/3 complex-mediated actin nucleation; intrinsic apoptotic signaling pathway by p53 class mediator; positive regulation of apoptotic process
Cellular component (GO): nucleus; cytoplasm
Molecular function (GO): actin binding; transcription coactivator activity; Arp2/3 complex binding
Source: RefSeq, a predicted model, not a curated record